AUGAGUGAUCCUCAGCCUUUGGAGCAGGCGGCUUAUGAUAUGUCAGGUGCCCGCCUGGCCCUGACUCUGUGUGUCACCAAAGCCCGGGAAGGUUGUGAGGCUGACCUGGAUGCCCUGGAACGGAUGUUCCAGCAGCUGGGAUUUGAGAGUACCAUAAAGAGAGAUCCCACUGCCCAGCAAUUCCAAGAGGAGCUGGACAAAUUUCAGCAGGACAUGGAUGCCCGGACUGAUCCCGUCAGCUGCGGCUUUGUGGUGCUCAUGGCGCAUGGGUUAGAAGGCGUCCUCAAGGGGGAGGAUGGCCAGAUGAUCAAACUGAAUGACCUCUUUGAGGUCCUGAACAACAAGAACUGCCAGGCCCUGAGAGCCAAACCCAAAGUGUACAUCGUGCAGGCCUGCCGAGGAGAACAAAGGGAUGCUGGAGAAGCAGUAGAUGGAGGAAUCAAGAUGAUUGUAGAAGAUGGCCACCAAACCAUCCCAACCUACACAGAUGCCCUGCAUGUCUACUCCACUGUAGAGGGGUACAUUUCCUAUAGACAUGACAAGAACGGCUCCUUCUUCAUCCAGACCCUGGUGGAUGUGUUUACUAAGAGAAGAGGACCCAUCUUGGAGCUUCUGACAGAGGUGACCAGGCGAAUGGCAGAGGGAGAGCUGAUUCAAGAAGGGAAAGCGAGGAAAGUGAAUCCUGAAAUCCUAAGCACCCUUCGGAAACGGCUCUACCUGCAGAAGUAG
Molecule: messenger RNA, 729 nt
Organism: Echinops telfairi (small Madagascar hedgehog)
Lineage: Eukaryota; Metazoa; Chordata; Mammalia; Afrosoricida; Tenrecidae
Gene: CASP14
Product: caspase 14
Exons: 6
Coding region: 1-729 (242 amino acids)
Biological process (GO): proteolysis
Molecular function (GO): cysteine-type endopeptidase activity
Source: RefSeq, a predicted model, not a curated record